Petromyzon marinus (sea lamprey) is the source of this 2619-nucleotide messenger RNA. RefSeq names its product serine/threonine-protein phosphatase 2A 56 kDa regulatory subunit epsilon isoform. Gene Ontology annotation, biological process: signal transduction; protein dephosphorylation. NCBI's taxonomy places the organism in Eukaryota, Metazoa, Chordata, Hyperoartia, Petromyzontiformes, Petromyzontidae. Gene Ontology annotation, molecular function: protein phosphatase activator activity. The record is from RefSeq and is a predicted model, not a curated record. Gene Ontology annotation, cellular component: nucleus; protein phosphatase type 2A complex; cytosol.
GGGGAGGACUCGAGAAGAGAGGCUGCAGGGCUCGAGCAGGCGGGAGGCCGGGGCCCCGAAGGCCGCAGAGGGGGCGGCAGAGGCGGCGGCGGCUGCGGCGGCUGCGGCGUGGGGGGGGGGAGUAAAAUGGCAGCGACAGCGGCCGAGAAGGUGGACGGCUUUAGCAGGAAGUCUCUGCGCCGCGGUGGGCGCCACAAGCGCUCGCAGGGAUCUUCCCAGUUCCGUACCUUCUGUCUCGUCGAGCUCACGCCGUUGCCGCACCUCAAAGAUGUGGCAGCCUUGGAACAGCCGGAGCUGUUUGUGAAGAAGCUGCAGCAGUGCUGUGUCAUCUUUGACUUCAUGGACUCCGUGUCAGAUCUCAAAGGCAAGGAGAUUAAACGGGCGGCUCUCAAUGAGCUGGUGGACUACAUCACCACAGGCCGGGGCAUCCUUUCAGAGGCCGUCUACCCAGACAUGGUCCGCAUGAUUGCUGGUAAUAUAUUCAGAACUUUACCACCAAGUGACAAUCCAGAGUUUGAUCCUGAGGAAGACGAGCCCACACUGGAGGCUUCAUGGCCACAUUUGCAGAUUGUAUAUGAGAUAUUCCUCAGAUUCUUGGAAAACCAAGAAUUUCAACCAAGUAUUGCAAAAAAAUAUAUCGAUCAAAAGUUCGUAUUGCAGCUUCUGGACCUGUUUGACAGUGAGGACCCCCGUGAGCGGGAUUUCCUCAAGACGGUGCUUCACCGCAUCUAUGGGAAGUUCCUUGGGCUCAGGGCUUUUAUUAGGAAACAAAUCAACAACAUUUUUAUAAGGUUUAUUUAUGAAACUGAACAUUUCAAUGGUGUUGGAGAGCUCCUAGAAAUCUUAGGAAGCAUAAUCAAUGGAUUUGCCUUGCCACUGAAGGCUGAACACAAGCAGUUCCUCGUCAAAGUCCUUAUACCUUUGCACACAGCGAAAGGACUUUCUCUUUUUCAUGCACAGUUGGCAUACUGUGUUGUGCAAUUUUUGGAAAAAGAUGCCACAUUGACUGAACCAGUAAUACGGGGAUUGCUCAAGUAUUGGCCCAAAACAUGCAGCCAGAAGGAGGUAAUGUUCCUGGGUGAGGCCGAAGAGAUUCUUGAUGUAAUAGAACCUUCCCAGUUUGUAAAAGUCCAGGAGGCUUUGUUCAAACAAAUAGCCAAGUGUGUGGCUAGCCCUCAUUUUCAGGUUGCUGAAAGAGCCCUGUACUACUGGAACAAUGAGUACAUAAUGAGCCUCAUAGAGGAGAAUUCCAAUGUGAUCCUACCCAUCAUGUUCCCAAAUCUCUACAGGAUUUCUAAGGAGCAUUGGAACCAGACAAUUGUUGCGCUAGUUUACAACGUCCUGAAGUCCUUCAUGGAGAUGAAUAGCCAGCUGUUCGAUGAGCUGACUGCAUCUUUCAAGGCCGACCGGCAGCGUGAAAAGAAAAAGGAGAAGGACCGAGAAGACUUGUGGAAAAAGCUCGAGGAGCUUGAGCUGAGAAAUGCUCAAAACAACAAAAUACUGGCAAAAUGACAUUGUGCUUCCCCAACACAGAUCGUCGUCGAUUUGGUGAAGGUGUAACAGAAGUAUUUUAUUUGUCCCGAAAUAACCAAUGUGCUCAAUUUCAAAGUUAAACUGUACAGAGGAUGUAGUCGACUUUCAUUAGUUUCCUGUGAAUAUUAUGGAGACGAAGUGUUAUAUGACAUUGGGGAGUGAAGACAGGAGAUCAGUUCAUGGUUCACUCAUUACGGAUGUACUGCUAAGACUAAGGCCGUGACCAUUUGGUGUGAAGAAACAUCAGUAUCGUCAAUGGGCCUUAAACACCCCUGAAUGGAUGGUUCCUUAAGAGCAUCUGUAAUCGGUUGCAUAAUUCAGUAUUGGCAGCUGUUCUGUUGUGCUCGGGACACGACUGAAAGACAUUGUAUCAUUCCAUUUUUCUUCUGGCUAUGCCAGACUUUAUUAUCCUCCACCUUCUCGAGGCUGUGUCAGUAUUUAGAAUCAUACUUACAGUUGUCCAUUAACUUUAGUACUGCCUUGUAGACAGUAACUUCAGAGGUUGGGUUGGUAUCUCCAUGUAAAACAACGAUUCUAAAUUCUUGUGCACAGCUGCUAUUGCUGAUACCAGUGUUGUAACUGUACUUUGAACUGUUCAUAGUCUAACACUUGGUUUUGUACAGCGUAAAGUAAAAAAAUAAAUCCUCAUGUUUGUAAUUAGGGUGGAUUAUUUUUCAAUUUAGAAUGUUUUUCAAUUGAAGGUUCGUUUGCUUUUAAAAUUGAAUGUGUAUGAAUGGAUAUAAUACCUAAAUAUUAUAUCCUUUUUUUGCUUUGGGGAUAUAUAUUCAAGUAAACCUGUUUCAGAGCUAACAUAAUGUGUUUACUUUUGGUUUGGAUUUAUUUUGGACUGGAAGAAAAAUCAAAAGUUUUUUGAUAUAUUUAUUUAUAUUGUGCUGUACUGUAGUGUGUUAGUGGGAUGUUCCGGACUGAAGCUUUAUAUAGACUUGCAACCUGUAGGGAGGGAGAGGGAUCCUGUGCUUUAUUUUUGACAAGCAGAUUGGUAUAAACCAGCAUAUUCUAUAAAAAAAAAACCUGUGUCGUGUUAUGCUCUGUAUUUUAUUUUUUAAAAAAAAUUGUAAAAUCUUA